UAAUAUUCACUAGCAGCCACCCCAUCGCCCCUCUGCAUCGCUCCUUAAAUAACAGAUGAGGACAGGGCUCUGUCUCCUCAGCUUCCACCUCCAGUGCCCGCCGGCCCUGGGACAGAGUCGACCAUGCCAUCCUCUGUCUCUCAGGGUCUUCUGCUCCUGGCAGGCCUGUGCUGCCUGGUGUUUGGCUGUCUGGCUGAGGAUGGUCAGGUGACAGAAACACACGCACACAGCCACGACCUGGAGCACCUCUCCGGCCACAAGAUCGCCCCGAGUCUGGCUGAGUUUGCCUUCAGCAUAUACCAGGUGUUGGCACAGCAGUCCAACACCAGCAACAUCUUCUUCUCUCCUGUGAGCAUCGCUUCCGCCUUGGCCAUGCUGUCCCUGGGGGCCCAGGGGGACACUCAUGCCCAGAUCCUGCAGGGCCUGGAGUUCAACCUCACAGAGGUAGCUGAGGCUGACAUCCACAAGGGCUUCAAGGACCUCCUCCACAUCCUCAACACGCCCAACAGCGAGCGCGAGUUGACCACUGGCAACGGCCUCUUUGUGGACCAGACCCUGAGGUUCACUGCUAAGUUUUUAGAGGAAACCAGGAACCAUUACCAUGCAGAAGCCUUCCCUGUCAACUUCAGCAACCCCGAAGAUGCUGUAAAACAGCUCAAUAUCUAUGUGCAGAGGAGAACCAAAGGGAAAAUUGUAGAUUUGGUGAAAGUCCUGGACAAAGACACAGUUCUUGCCCUGGUGAAUUACAUUUUCUUUAGAGGAAAAUGGGAGAAACCCUUUGAGGCUGAGCACACCUCGGAAGAGGACUUCCACGUGAACGAGGAGACCACCGUGAAGGUGCCCAUGAUGAAGCGCCUGGGCAUGUUCCGAGUGUUUCACUGUAGCACAAUCCAAAGCUGGGUGCUGCUCAUGGACUACCAGGGCAACAUCACCGCCCUCUUCCUCCUGCCGGACGAGGGGAAGCUGCAGCACCUGGAGAAAACACUCACCAAGGAGCUCAUUUCCAAAUUCCUCUCUAAGACAGAGAAAACGUCUGCCAAUUUACAUUUCCCCAAACUGUCCAUUUCCGGAAACUACGACCUGAAGAUAGUCCUGGGCAACCUGGGCAUCACCAACAUCUUCAGCAAUGCUGCUGACCUCUCAGGGGUCACAAAGGAUGCUCCCCUCAAGCUCUCCAAGGCCGUGCACAAGGCGGUGCUGACCAUUGAUGAGAAGGGAACAGAGGCUGCAGGGGCCACAGUGUUGGAGGCGAUACCCAUGUCUAUGCCCCCUAAUGUGUACUUCAUCCGCCCUUUCAUCUUCACCAUCAUUGACCACUCCACCUACAGUCCCCUCUUCGUAGGAAAAGUGAUGGAUCCCACACAGAAGUAACUGAUCUCAGGCUUCAGUCUCCCAACCAGUCCAAGUCCCCUCCUGGUGACAUUAAACAACAUUAACACCUA
Messenger RNA from Heterocephalus glaber (naked mole-rat), 1442 nucleotides. Its product is annotated as alpha-1-antiproteinase S. NCBI's taxonomy places the organism in Eukaryota, Metazoa, Chordata, Mammalia, Rodentia, Bathyergidae. Gene Ontology annotation, molecular function: serine-type endopeptidase inhibitor activity. The record is from RefSeq and is a predicted model, not a curated record.